This is a messenger RNA of Jatropha curcas, 4102 nucleotides long. RefSeq names its product phospholipid-transporting ATPase 6. The record is from RefSeq and is a predicted model, not a curated record. Gene Ontology annotation, cellular component: plasma membrane. Gene Ontology annotation, biological process: phospholipid translocation. Gene Ontology annotation, molecular function: magnesium ion binding; ATP hydrolysis activity; ATP binding. NCBI's taxonomy places the organism in Eukaryota, Viridiplantae, Streptophyta, Magnoliopsida, Malpighiales, Euphorbiaceae.
UGAAGUUCUGCUUUAGUUUUCUUUUAUUGGGAAGAUUUUUUUUUUGUACAAUUGCAAGAGUUAACAGAAACCUGAAAAUUAAUAGCAAUGCAAAAAUUAUCUAGAAAGAAGGGAAAGAUUAGAUGGAGCAAACUAUAUUCAUUUUCCUGCUUUCAACCUCGAACCAACGAUCCUCUUCCUGCUGAUCAGGAACUCAUUGGUCAGCCUGGAUUUUCCAGGAUGGUUUUCUGCAAUGAACCUCAAUCGCACAAGAAGCAGCCUCAUAAAUAUCCAAACAACUCAAUAUCAACAACAAAGUACAAUAUAGUAACUUUUCUUCCAAAAGCUCUUUUUGAGCAGUUUCGAAGAGUUGCCAAUCUUUAUUUUCUCUUGGCAGCAGUACUAUCUUACACUUCUUCAGCUCCGGUAAAACGCGAAACUCUGAUUGCUCCAUUGGUUAUUGUGGUGGGUAUAAGCAUGCUUAAAGAGGCUGUUGAGGAUUGGUAUAGGUUCUUGCAGGAUUUACAUGUAAAUAAUCGAACAGUGAAAGCUCAUUCAGGAAAUGGUAAAUUUGUGGAUAGAUUAUGGAAAGAACUUUCUGUAGGAGAUAUAGUUAAAGUUAAUAAGAAUCAAUAUUUCCCAAGUGAUCUUCUUUUACUAUCUUCCAGCUAUGAAGAUGGUGUGUGUUAUGUGGAGACUAUGAAUCUGGAUGGAGAAACAAAUUUGAAAAUAAAAAGAUGCUUAGAACAAACUCUGGGAUUGAAUGAUGAUGAAGAAUUUCGCAAUUUUCGAGCAACUGUUAGAUGUGAAGAUCCUAAUCCAAGCCUUUACUCUUUUGUUGGGAACAUAGUUCUAGAAGAUAAAAUGUAUCCCUUGUGCCCUUCUCAAGUGCUUUUAAGAGAUUCAAAACUUCGAAACACUUAUUAUGUUUAUGGAGUAGUGAUUUUCAGUGGACAUGAUACAAAAGUAGUCAGGAAUUCUACAAAAGCACCAUGUAAAAGAAGCCAGAUUGAGCGAAAGAUGGAUAAAGUCAUAUACCUUCUUUUCUCUUUGCUGCUUCUGAUUUCAUCAAUUGCUUCUGUUGGAUCUGUAUUAGUCAUGAAAUCUGACAUGGCUGGAUGGUGGUACCUUUUUCCAGAAGAUCCUGAUCCUCUUUUUAAUCCUCUGAAGCCGGUAAAUUCAGGCUUUCAGCAAUUUAUAAGGGCCUUCAUAUUGUAUGGAUACUUGAUUCCUAUUUCUCUAUAUGUCUCCAUUGAAGUUGUCAAAGUUCUACAAGCCAUGUUCAUUAACAAAGACAUAGAAAUGUAUGAUGAAGUUAGCUGUAAGUCAGUCCAAGCUCGAACUUCGAAUUUAAACGAGGAACUUGGUCAAGUAGAAAUAGUUCUAUCAGAUAAAACUGGGACUUUGACCUGCAACCAGAUGGAAUUCCAGAGAUGCUCAAUUGCUGGAAUUUCGUAUGGGGGUGACACAAAUCAAGUUGAUAUUGGAGCUUCCAAAAGAAUGAAUUCUGAUGUUGACCUUGAAGCAUGCCGAUUUAGUACCGAAAAUUCUGAUGCAAGUAGCCAAGCUUUUGAGAUGCUUGAGCCCUCUGUAGCUGAUACUAGCAUCCAAAAGUCAGCUCCAGAGGGUCAAGAAGAUGUGCAUUAUUUGAAUUUGGGACAGUCAAGAAUCUCUAAUUUGGGGAAAGAAGCAGUCAUGAAGGGCUUCAACUUCAGAGAUGAGAGGUUAACGAGCAAUCAAUGGAUUGACCGACCUGACCUGUUUGAUGUUACUAUGUUUUUUAGAGUCAUGGCUCUAUGUCACACUGGCAUUCCUGUUGAAGAUAAUGAAACUGAUAAGCUUAAUUACGAGGCAGAGUCACCAGAAGAAGUAGUAUUUCUGAUUGCUUCACAAGAAUUUGGGUUCCAAUUUUGUCAAAGGACUCAAUCCUUAUUGGUUAUUAAGGAGAUUGAUCCUUCCUCUGGAAAGAAAGUGAAUAGGGAAUAUAAGCUAUUGAACUUGUUGGAAUUUAGUAGCUCUCGCAAGAGAAUGUCGGUGGUAGUAAGCGAUGAAGCUGGCAAAAUCUUUCUUCUUUGCAAAGGAGCAGAUAGCAUCAUUUUCGAUAGGCUCGCAGAUAAUGGCAGAGGAUACCAAGAGGCUACAACUUCACACCUUUCAAGUUAUGCUGAAGAUGGAUUGAGGACUCUAGCAUUCGCUUAUCGGAUAAUUGACCAUGCAGAAUAUGAAAAAUGGAAUUCAAAAUUUACACACUCAAAGACUAUAGUAGGUCCUCAAAGAGAAGAAUUACUUGAGAAAGCAUCCGAAAUUAUUGAAAAAGAUUUAAUCUUAUUAGGAGCUGUUGCUGUUGAGGACAAGUUGCAAGAAGGGGUUCCCCAAUGCAUAGAUAAACUUUCUCAAGCAGGGUUAAAAAUAUGGCUACUCACAGGUGACAAGAGAGAAACUGCAAUAAAUAUUGGAUUUGCUUGCAGCCUACUACGACAAGAUAUGAAACAAUGCCAUAUAUGUUUAAGGAAGGAAGCUGAAUCUAACAACCAUAUGGAGGCUCUGAAAGAGGAUAUUUUAUAUCAAAUUGAAAGUUCAUAUCAAAUGAUGUGUAAUGAUAGCAAUAAAGUUUCACCUUUUGCUUUGGUGGUUGAUGGAAGGACACUUGAAAUCACAUUGCAAGAUGGUGUAAGGGACCAAUUCUUGCGGUUGGCUGCUAAUUGUGCCUCUGUUAUUUGCUGUAGAGUUUCUCCGAAACAGAAAGCUUUGAUUACGCGAUUGGUAAAGGAAUAUACCGGUAGUACAAUUUUGGCAAUUGGAGAUGGAGCGAACGAUGUUGGCAUGAUCCAAGAAGCUGACAUUGGCAUUGGAAUCAGUGGCCAGGAAGGCAUGCAAGCAGUAAUGGCAAGUGACUUUUCAAUGCCUCAAUUUAGAUUCUUGGAAAGAUUACUUAUAGUUCAUGGGCAUUGGUGUUACAAGAGAAUAUCGAAAAUGGUUCUCUACUUUGUGUACAAGAACAUUGCACUCGGCCUCACUAUGUUCUGCUACGAAUUAUACACAAGCUUUUCUGGAGAAGUGUUGUAUGAUUCUUGGUAUAUGGUGAUGUUCAAUGUCCUCUUAACAUCCUUGCCAGUGAUAUCACUUGGAGUCUUCGAGCAGGACGUUCCCUCGGAUGUAUGCCUCCAGUUUCCGGCUCUUUACAAGCAAGGGCAAGAAAAUAUAUAUUUUUCCUGGAGCCGCAUUGUGGGUUGGAUAUUAAAUGGAACAGUUGCUUCUUUAGUCAUAGUCCUUUCAAACAUAUACAUACUCUCGCCUUCUGCAUUUAGAGAAAAUGGAAAUGUUGCAGAUAUCACUCACUUUGGUGCUAUUAUGUACACAUGCCUAAUAUGGACGGUCAAUUGUCAAAUUGCGUUGAUAAUCACUCACUUCACUUGGAUUCAACAUCUUUUCAUAUGGGGAAGUAUCUUUUUAUGGUACAUUUUCUUGCUAGUUUACGGCGCGCUUCCUCCUGCCUUUUCUGAUAGAGGAUUUCAUGUCAUUGUUGAAUCUAUUGGAUCAACACCAGUUUUUUGGACGGUGACAUUGCUUGCUGUAGUUGUUUCUCUGCUACCAUAUUUUAUACAUAUCGUUAUUCAACACUCAUUCUAUCCAUUGGAUGACCAUUUGAUACAAGAAAUGAAGCAUUACAAGAAAGAUGUCACAGAAAAUCAAAUGUGACUGAAGGAACAAAUAAAUGCCCAGAAAAUGACUCAGAUUGGAUUUUCUGCUAGAGUUGAAGCUACAAUUCUUUCAUUCAAAGAAGAGUUUCACCAAAAGAAGACUUCAAUAUAUAAAUUUUUGAGCAGAGAUUCAUUGUUCUAGACAUAUGCAGUUAGCAUUGUACAUGACUCGCUCUAACCCAAUCCAAUCCAAUCCAAUCCGCCGGAAUUGAAGAUAUAAUGGGUUGAGUUGGGGAGAUCAUCUUUAUAAUUCGCAGGUUAAGUUGGGUCACAGAUUCACCGGAUAAACCCAUGGACCUUAACCAAUCCAAAGAUAAUGUCAAUAUGUAUAUCUAUACAUAUUGUAUAAUUAUGAAUGAUUUAAGUUAAUUUGAUUUGAUUUGCAAUUUUAAAUAUAAAUAUUAUAUUAUUGCUUUUUUUUA